GUGCGAUUGAUGAAUUAAUUUGUCAUAAUCUUCUUUCAUUCCUUUCGUUUCCUACAGAUUUCUUUUAAUUUUGAUUAGCUGAUAUCGUUUUGUGUCUCUCCAUUUUGUUUUGUUGCCGCUUGUUUUGGUUGGAAUUGCUGCAAGCCAAUCAAACAUGAUUGUUGGUGGUUUUGAAUUUGGAAAUCAGAACUGUGUUGUUACCGUUGCAAGGCAAGGAGGUAUUCGCGUAGUGCCUAAUCAUGAAUCAAACCAGGAAACUCCUCUUGUAGGGCCAGUAGCAACCGCAUCAUUUUUGAAGGAUUCAAACCAAACAAAUGCAAUAUCUCAUAUAAAGAGCCUGAUUGGACGCCAUUUUUCUGAUCCACACCUGCAGCGUGAUCUAGAGUCAGUGCCUUUCUCGGUCACGGAAGGCCCUGAUGGCUAUCCCUUAGUACAUGCUUGGCAUUUGGGAGAAUGUAAGUCGUAUACACCUGCUCAGCUAUUGGGAAUACAGUUUUCCAAUUUGAAGAGAAUUGGAGAAAAGAAGUUAACUGCACCACUUGUAGAUUGUUGCAUUGGAAUUCCUGUUUAUUUUACUGAUAUCCAGAGGAGGGCUGUGACAAUUGCUGGUUUAAACCCGCUCCGUCUUAUGCAUGAGACCGAUGCUACUGCCUUGGCCUAUGGCUUCUGGAAAACUGAUCUACCAGAAAAUGAACUAAUAAAUGUCGCUUUUAUUCACGCGGGGCAAACGAGUUUGCAAGUAUGUAUUGCUGCAUUCAAGAAAGGUCAGCUCAAAAUUUUGGCUCACACUUUCGAUCGUUCCCUGGGUGGAAGAGAUUUUGAUCAAGCUCUUUACCAAUAUUUUGCUGCAAAAUUCAAGGAUGAAUAUAUGAUUGAUGUUUAUCAGAGUGCAGCGGCUUGUAAAAGUCUCCGUGAAAUACUGAAGAAAAUGCUCAGUGCUAAUAAUCCUGAAGUUGAAAUAGGCUAUAUCAAGAGAGAGGAGUUUGAACAAGUUUGCACCUCAAUUCUGGAGCCUGUGAAGAAGCCUCUGGAAAAGGCUCUAGCAGAUGCUGGACUGACAAUUCAGAAUAUACACUCAUUUGAAAUAGUAGGCUCAAGGUCCCAAGUCCCUGCCAUGGUUAAGAUCUUGACUGAUUUCUUCGGGAUGGAGCCUAGUCGGACAAUGAAUGCAAAAGCAUGUGUUGCCCUAGGCUGUGCUUUACAGUGUACUAUUCUUAGUCCUUCAUUUAAAGUUAGGGAAUUCCAGGUUAACGAGAGCUUCCCGUUCCCCAUUUCUCUGACAUGGAAAACUCCUGAUGGCGAUACGCAAAACAGAGCAGGUGGUGAUAAUCUGCAGACCACUGUUGUAUUCCCGAAGGGAAGCCCAAUACCUAGCAUGAAAGCUUUGACGUUCUAUAUGUCUGAGACCUUCGCAUUAGAUGUUCAAUAUGCUGAUGUCAGUGAAUUGCAAGCUCCUGCAAAGAUCAGCCGUUAUACGAUUGGACCUUUCCAGUCCACAAAUGGUCAGAAGGCAAAAUUGGAAGUCACAGUGUGUCUUAAUCUUCAUGGUAUUGUGUCUGUUGAAUCUGCAACUCUGCUUGAAGAAGAUGAAGAAGAAGUAGAUGUUGCAGUUGUUAAAGAGUCUGACGAAGAGCCAGCUAAGAUGGAGACUAAUGAGCUUCUUGCUGACCCUGUUCCCCCAAGUACUGCUGAUGUAAAUAUGCAGGAUUCAGAAACUGGAGCUCCUGCUGCUGAUAAUGGCAUUCCGGAUUCGGGAGAUAAUCCCGUUCAGAUGGAAACUGAUGUCGAGGUGGAUGCUCCGAAGAAGAAGGUUAACAAGAAAACCGUGCCUGUGUCAGAAGUUGUAUUUGGAGCUCUUGCUGCUCCAGAUGUACAAAAAGCUGUGGAGGAGUUGGAGAUGGCUUUGCAGGAUCGAUCUAUGAAGGAAUCCAAAGACAAGAAGAAUGAUGUCGAGUCUUAUGUUUAUGAUAUGAGGAAUAAACUUGAUGAUAAGUAUUAUUAUGUUGUCACGGAUUCAGAGCGAGAGCAAUUGAUUACCGGACUUCAGGAGGUAGAAGACUGGUUAUAUGGGGACGGUAAAGAUGAAACCAAAUGUGUGUAUGCUGCCAUGCUGGAGGAGCUCAAGCAGCAAGGUGAUGCUCUAGAGGAGCGCUACAAGGAGCACACAGAGAGGGGAUAUGGGAUUGACCGAAUGAUUUGCCAAGCCGUUAAUUUCAUCAAUUAUUACAAAGAUGCAGCAAUGUCCACUGAUACCAUGUUUGAUCAUAUUGAUGUGGCAGAGAAGCAAAAGGUUUUGAAUGAAUGUGUGGAAGCUGAAGCUUGCUUGAGAGAGAAAGUACAAGACAUUAUUAAAAAGUGUGAAGCCCUUGAUAGGUUUUGCCGGCCAAUAAUGACGAAGCCAAUCCCUACGCCAGCAAAACCAGCCACUCCUGAGCUAGCCUCUCCAGGUCCAUUCCAAGGCAGUGAGUCUCAACCUCAAGGGGCUAACAAUGCUGAUUCCAGCCCUAGCCAAAACACGGGAGCAGGGGUUGGACAAGAAGUACCGGCAGCAGCAGCAGCAGAGCCCAUGGGAACAGACAAAUCCGAGGGUUCCCAAAAUCUGUGAUGGUAGUUAUAUCUAUAUUAAGUUGCAGCAUACUUGAAUCUUUUUUAUAUGACUAGCAAAACCUGGAUUUGGGACUUGUGUGAUCACCGUCAAAUGUUAGAUAAUGUUGAUCAUAUCUCUAUAUACUUUGACAGCUAACCAAGGUUUGUUGAUGUAUAAGUGAUUCCUUGUAAUCCUGUUUU
Messenger RNA from Salvia hispanica, 2787 nucleotides. Its product is annotated as heat shock 70 kDa protein 15-like. Gene Ontology annotation, biological process: protein folding. NCBI's taxonomy places the organism in Eukaryota, Viridiplantae, Streptophyta, Magnoliopsida, Lamiales, Lamiaceae. Gene Ontology annotation, molecular function: ATP-dependent protein folding chaperone; ATP binding. Gene Ontology annotation, cellular component: nucleus; cytosol. The record is from RefSeq and is a predicted model, not a curated record.